AUGGCUCUUAAUAGAAAUAUUGAUUCCAUUCGACAAGAUAGAAAAUCUUUUAUGGAUACAUGGUCUCUUAAGAAAGAUGAAAUUCCCUGUACUCAAUCAACUCGAUCACCACAGAAACAAUGUGAUAGUGUUAAGACUCUUAUCUAUAAACUAGGCAAGACAAUGGAGAAAGAGGUACAUGUAUGGUGGGACAUAGCAACCCUGGACUUUUAUGUAAAUAACAAUAUAGUCCCAAGGGGUCUCAGGUUAUACAAACGACUUGCCUACAAGCGUAAUGAGCCAACCCUUCUUAAAAAAUGGGACCAAUUGCUAGAUAAAGGCUCAUUACUGCUAAUGGUAUUCCUCAUUAACGAGAAGAAAAAAGAUCUCACACAACUAGAUCAAGAAAUCAAGGAUUUAAAAACAUCUAUCCGACCUCUAGUUGAGAGUGGGGAAUAUGUCGAAUUAUUAGAGAAGAUGGAAAAAAGAGUAAAAGAUAUUGAGAUGAAUAUUAGAGAAAUUAAAAAGAAGAAAAUUGUAAGAGAUCAGACUGAUUAUAAGACUCUUACACAGAGGAAUUGGAAAAAGGAUCAAAGACCAAGACACUAUUCCCCCGCGAAACCUAGAACAGAUCACAGCCCCCAACGAUAUUUAUCCUAUAGGGAUGCCUUGGUUUCACAUAAAACCCCUCUUAGGGACUUCGGUAGGGAGGUGACCCAUACCAGACAUCCACAUAAUACAAGAUAUGAAGUCCCAUAUACAAGAUACUAUUCGAAUUAUCAUUCUAAACACUAUAGAAAGAAAACUCAACACCAAAACUACUACCGGAAUUCUGAGUAUAGACAACCAGAGAAUCGUUCUCAAGAACGCAGGCAGCAAACACAGUUUCUAACCACUAAUAAGAAAUCACCAGAACACUCUAAUCCCCAAACAUCCACUACUGGAGCCUUGACUACAGAGUCGAGACGAUUUUCCCCACAGAAUAAAGAUUCACGUUCAUCGAUCGUCAAUAUUGCAAAUGAUUUUUUAGAGGUACGGGGGAGAGUUCCCCCCAAACUCUUCUCAGAAGAAGAUUUCAGGUCUCCAGUAGUGAGAAGAAAAAGAACCAUAGAAAAUCGAGAAGGAGAAGUAGACCAACACGAAGAACAGAUAUUAUUCAAGAGGAGGAAAUAA
Molecule: messenger RNA, 1152 nt
Organism: Pelobates cultripes (western spadefoot toad)
Lineage: Eukaryota; Metazoa; Chordata; Amphibia; Anura; Pelobatidae
Source: the annotation of a GenBank genome assembly